UUCCCCCCAUUUUUCCUGCUUUUCCAGCCGCGGGGAUCCCGGCGGGGAAGGGGCAGCCAUGGCCCCCAACGGCUCGGUGGGAAUUCGGGAUUCCCCUCCGGAGCCGGGGAUUUUCCUGGAUGAGGAUUUGGGAUCCGACUGGUACAUCUACGAAUCCACCGAGUCCACGGCCCAGGAUGACCUUUUUCCCGACGCCAUCCCGGAAUGCCACCCCACAAUCUCCCCCCGGCUGUACCACACCAUCAUGGCUCCAAUUUCCCUGGCCGUGCUCCUGGCCUUGUCCUUCCUGGUCAAGCGCCGCCGGCUCCACCGGAAUUGCUGGAAUGGCGUCCCGGGAUUGCUCAGCCCCGGGAACCCGCUGGAGCGGGACGGGCAGCGCGCGGUGGCUGCGGCGGUGUUGGCGCUGCUGCUGUCGGAGCUGUGCCGGCUGCUGCUGCUCCCGGCGCCGCUGCCGCUCCUGCAGCCGCGCUCCGACGGCACCGAGCCGUGUCCCCGUGUCCCCGCGCUGACCGGGCUGGCCGUGGCAGAGUUCUGGAAGGUUCUGGCCCUGCUCUACGUGCCGGCGCUCUACUCGCCCCUGCUGGCCUGCGCCGGCCCCCGGCACCGCCUGGGCUACGCCGCGGGGACCCUGCUGGCCUGGGGACACUGCGGGGCGCACGCCUGGCAGCGCGCACAGUGUCCCCUGGCGCCCCAGAUCCACCGGCUGUACUCGCUGCUGUCCCACGUCCCCGUGCUGCUGUCCCUGGCCCUGCUCAGCCUCUGGUACCCGGCACAGCUCCUGCGCAGCCUCCGGGACGGGGACGGCCCCGAAAAUUCCCAGAUUUCCGGGAAAAGCUAUUACAGGAAGUACCUCAAGGCCUUGCUGUCCAAACGGGCUCAGAAGGGGAGCUCCAAGAUCGACGAGAGCCUCAGCUCCCGGAUCUGCUCCUACCUGCGCUCCUACAUCUACAUUCCCGAGGAAGGAUUCCGGAUCCCGCUGAAGCUGGUGGUGUCCGUCACCGUGGCCGUCGUCGCCGUCUACCAGGUGGCCCUGCUGCUGCUGGUGGCCGUGGUGCCGGCGCUGCGGAUCGUGCGGGCGGGGAUGAGCGCGGACGUGGUGGUGCUGCUGGUGCAGCUGGGGCUGGUGCCCUCGCAGGGCACGGCCGGGCCCGGGCACCUGGAGCAGGAGCUGCGCACCGCCCGCCACUUCCUCUGGGCCCUGGAAGUGUGCUACAUUUUUUCCCUGGCACUGUGCUGCCUGCUGACCUGCGCCAUGCUGCUCCGGAGCCUGGCCAUGCACAGGUCCAACCUGCGGGCGCUCUACCAGGGCGCCGUGCUGGAUGUCUUCUCCAAGGCCCACAUCCUGCGGCCUUCCCGGGAAUCCCUGGUCUGCUGGAUGGCCUUCUCCAGCUUCCAGGCGGCCUUCGCCUGCCUGGGUCUACUGAUCCAGCAGGUGAUUUUCUUCCUCUGCUCCGUGGCCUUCACCUUCCUGGUGGUGAUCCCGCUCCAGAUCGGCACCAGCUCCCCACUCUUCGGGAUCAUCCGGAACAUGUGGCCCUUCUGGCUGACCCUGGUGGUGGCCGUGCUCCUGCAGCAUUUCCUGGCCCAUUCCCAGUUCCUGGAGCAUCAUUCCCUGCAGAAGGAGAUCACCAACAGGCGCGCGCUGUACAUCGUCACCUUCCUGCUCUUCCCCACCAACGUCCUGGUGGGCGUCAUGGCCGCCGUGUGGCGCAUGGUCAUCUCCGGCCUCUACAACGCCGUCCACUUCUGCCGGCUGGACAUCAGCCUGCUGCACCGCGGCGUGGAGACCUUCGACCCAGGGUACCGCACCUACUGCCACUACCUGAAGGUGGAGGUCAGCCAGUGCCACCCGCUGCUGAAGGCUUUCUGCUUCCUGCUGCUCCAGCACGGCCGGCCAGAACCGCCGGCACCGCCCCGGGAGACCCAGCUGGAGGAAGGCCUCCAGCUGAUGCAUCCCAAGCACGCGGCUCCGGGAAAAGCGCGGAUCCGGCGCAUCCGGGCGCGCUGGUGGGUGGCCUACACGCUCCUGCACAACCCCUCGCUGACCGCUUCCCGAAAAACCGCACUGGCCGAUCCCACGGCCAACGGAGCCCAGCUCGGCAUUCCCAGGCCCUGAAUUCCCGGGAAUCCCAUCUCCCAUCUCCCAUCCCAGUCUGAGCCCCUUCCCAGACUCCGGACUCUCUCCAAGGGUUUAUCCCAAAUCCAAGCCGAGCCACUCCUGAGGUCCAGAGGUGACACCUCCAAGCCCAGCCUGGAUGAAGCCAAACCAAGGAAAAUGCUCCAGUCAUCCCAAAAUUAUUUUGGGAUUCACUCCUGCCACCAGCCCGGUUCUUAGCAGCUUUUCCAGCAUGGGACAAUUCCCAGGCAACUGGGGGAGGAGCUGGGGGGAUCCCCAGCGGGCUGAAGGAAUUCUCAACCACCAGGAGAAAAUUCCCAUUCCCGGCUUCUCCCUUCCCCAUCCCGGCUCCGUCUGGGCUCCGCAUCCGCUCCUGGGAUGGUUUUUUAUCCUGGUUUUUGAAGGAUCAAGUCCCGCCCUGCUUCCCCUCACUGACCGCUUCCCGAAAAACCGCACUGGCCGAUCCCGCGGCCAAUGGCGCCCAGCUCGGCAUUCCCAGGCCCUGAAUUCCCGGGAAUCCCAUCUCCCAUCUCCCAUCCCAGUCUGAGCCCCUUCCCAGCCUCCGGAUUCUCUCCAAGGGUUUGUCCCAAAUCCAAGCCGAGCCACUCCUGAGGUCCGGAGGUGACACCUCCAAGCCCAGCCUGGAUGGAGCUGAGCCAAGGAAAACGCUCCAGGCAUCCCAAAAUUAUUUUGGGAUUCACUCCUGCAACCAGCCCGGUUCUUAGCAGCUUUUCCAGGAUGGGACAAUUCCCAGGGAACUGGGAGAGGAGCUGGGGGGGAUCCGCAGUGGGAUGAAAGAAUUCUCAACCACCAGGAAAAAAUUCCCAUUCCCGGCUUCUCCCUUCCCCAUCCCGGCUCCGUCUGGGCUCCGCAUCCACUCCUGGGAUGGUUUUUAUCCUGGUUUUUGAAGGAUCAAGUCCCGCCCUGCUUCCCCUCACUGCCCGCUUCCCGAAAAACCGCACUGGCCGAUCCCACAGCCAACGGAGCCCAGCUCGGCAUUCCCAGGCCCUGAAUUCCCAGGAAUCCCAUCUCCCAUCUCCCAUCUCCCAUCCCAGUCUGAGCCCCUUCCCAGCCUCCGGAUUCUCUCCAAGGGUUUAUCCCAAAUCCAAGCCGAGCCACUCCUGAGGUCCGGAGGUGACACCUCCGAGCCCAGCCUGGAUGGAGCUGAGCCAAGGAAAACGCUCCAGGCAUCCCAAAAAUAUUUUGGGAUUCACUCCUGCAACCAGCCCGGUUCUUAGCAGCUUUUCCAGGAUGGGACAAUUCCCAGGGAACUGGGGGAGGAGCUGGGGGGGAUCCGCAGUGGGAUGAAAGAAUUCUCAACCACCGGGAAAAAAUUCCCAUUCCCGGCUUCUCCCUUCCCCAUCCCGGCUCCGUCUGGGCUCUGCAUCCGCUCCCAGAAUAGUUUUUAUCCUGGUUUUUGAAGGAUCAAGUCCCGCCCUGCUUCCCCUCACUGACCGCUUCCCGAAAAACCGCACUGGCCGAUCCCGCGGCCAACGGAGCCCAGCUCGGCAUUCCCAGGCCCUGAAUUCCCGGGAAUCCCAUCUCCCAUCUCCCAUCUCCCAUCCCAGUCUGAGCCCCUUCCCAGCCUCCGGACUCUCUCCAAGGGUUUAUCCCAAAUCCAAGCCGAGCCACUCCUGAGGUCUGGAGGUGACACCUCCAAGCCCAGCCUGGAUAGAGCUGAGCCAAGGAAAACGCUCCAGGCAUCCCAAAAAUUAUUUUGGGAUUCACUCCUGCAACCAUCCCGGUUCUUAGCAGCUUUUCCAGGAUGGGACAAUUCCCAGGGAACUGGGAGAGGAGCUGGGGGGAUUCCCAGCGGGCCGAAGGAAUUCUCAACCACCAGGAAAAAAUUCCCAUUCCCGGCUUCUCCCUUCCCCAUCCCGGCUCCAUCUGGGUUCUGCAUUCGC
Messenger RNA from Taeniopygia guttata (zebra finch), 4020 nucleotides. The record is from RefSeq and is a predicted model, not a curated record. Lineage: Eukaryota; Metazoa; Chordata; Aves; Passeriformes; Estrildidae.